AGAGUGAGGGAGAGAGUAGGAGGAGUAUCUUUACAUCUUUACAUCUUUACAUCUUUACGUCUCCAAUACUCUUACAGAAGAGUACCUCUUCUAGGUAAGAGACAGGGUAAGAAAGCGAAGGCCUGAAGACCAACGAUCUGAGACUGAAUGACCAUGGCCGUCUCCGCACCUCCGGUGAUCUCUGCAACUUCCAGCGGCACGGGCGUCGCGGGGGGCUUAUUUAGGGCCGAACCCCUGUACUCGACCCCUGGAGAGCCUCCUCGUCUCACCCCCAAUAUGAUCAACAGUUUCAUGGCUAAUAACCACAGCGGCAGCGCGGGGGGUGGCGGGGUCGGUAGUGCCAGCGUAGGCAGCGGCAACACCAACACCAACGAGUGCAGGAUGGUCGACAUGCAUGGGGUGAAGGUAGCUUCGUUCCUGAUGGACGGCCAGGAACUGAUCUGCCUGCCGCAAGUCUUUGAUCUCUUUCUCAAGCACCUGGUGGGAGGGUUGCAUACGGUGUACACCAAGCUGAAGAGACUGGACAUAUCUCCGGUGGUGUGUACUGUCGAGCAGGUCCGGAUCCUCCGCGGGCUGGGGGCCAUCCAGCCCGGGGUCAACCGCUGCAAACUCAUCACCAGGAAAGACUUUGAAACUUUGUUCACCGAUUGCACCAAUGCCAGAAGGAAGAGGCAAAUGACAAGAAAACAAGCUGUUAACAGUUCAAGGCCUGGCAGGCCUCCUAAGCGUUCUUUGGGAGUGUUGCAAGACAAUGCUCGCCUUCUGCCCCAUUCAGUCCCAGGCCUCUUAUCACCAGGACUUAUCACUCCGACAGGUAUAACAGCUGCAGCAAUGGCUGAGGCGAUGAAGCUGCAGAAGAUGAAGCUUAUGGCUAUGAACACUCUUCAGGGAAAUGGAAGCCAAAAUGGGACCGAAUCAGAGCCUGAUGAUUUUAAUUCUAAUACAGGUGGAAGUGACUCUUCCUGGGAUAAGGAUAAGAUGCAGUCUUCUCUUGCUGCUCCUGGACCCCAACAUGGAAUUGCUCAUGCAGCCCUGGCUGGCCAGCCAGGCCUUGGAGGAGCUCAUACCCUCAAUCCACUGCAGCAGAACCACCUGCUGGCCAAUAGACUGGAUCUGCCAUUUAUGAUGAUGCCUCAUCCCCUACUUCCAGUCAGCUUACCUCCUGCAUCAGUUGCCAUGGCAAUGAAUCAGAUGAACCAUCUCAAUACUAUUGCCAACAUGGCUGCUGCAGCCCAGAUUCACAGUCCACUCUCCAGAGCUGGGGCCUCAGUUAUAAAGGAACGGAUCCCAGAGAGUCCUUCUCCUGCUCCUUCCCUGGAAGAGGGUCAUCGCCCUGGGAGCCAGACCUCCUCCCACCCCAGCAGCAGCGUGUCCAGCUCUCCCUCUCAGAUGGAUCACCAUUCGGAGAGAAUGGAAGAGGUACCCGUUCAAAUUCCAAUGAUGAAGUCACCCCUGGACAAGAUCCAACUGACUCCUGGGCAGGCAUUGCCUCCUGGAUUCCCUGGACCAUUCAUUUUUGCUGAUAGUCUGUCCUCUGUGGAGACUCUGUUGACCAACAUUCAGGGUCUACUGAAAGUGGCUUUGGAUAAUGCUCACAUCCAAGAGAAGCAGAUUCAACAAGAAAAAAAGGAACUGCGAAUGGAGCUCUAUAGAGAGAGAGAAAUUAGAGAAAACCUUGAAAGACAACUCGCAGUUGAGCUUCAAAGUAGAACUACCAUGCAAAAGCGCCUGAAGAAGGAGAAAAAAGCAAAGAGAAAACUACAAGAAGCCUUGGAAUUUGAAUCAAAGCGAAGGGAGCAAGUGGAGCAAGCACUUAAGCAAGCCACUACUAGUGACAGUGGAUUGAGGAUGUUGAAAGAUACUGGGAUUCCAGAUAUUGAAAUAGAAAACAGUGGAACUCCUCAUGAUAGUACUGCUAUGCAAGCCUGAACACUGAUGCCGGAACUCCAACUGAUCAUAGGCACGAAUAGGGUGC
This is a messenger RNA of Balaenoptera ricei (Rice's whale), 1975 nucleotides long. It is a transcript of the gene DACH2, whose product is annotated as dachshund family transcription factor 2. The record is from RefSeq and is a predicted model, not a curated record. The coding region runs from base 148 to 1929 and encodes 593 amino acids. Lineage: Eukaryota; Metazoa; Chordata; Mammalia; Artiodactyla; Balaenopteridae. The transcript is spliced from 12 exons.